Messenger RNA from Procambarus clarkii (red swamp crayfish), 4018 nucleotides. The record is from RefSeq and is a predicted model, not a curated record. NCBI's taxonomy places the organism in Eukaryota, Metazoa, Arthropoda, Malacostraca, Decapoda, Cambaridae.
CCUUGUGACCGGACACCAGACGACAGACCUGGUGACCGGACCCCAGACGACAGACCUGGUGACCGGACACCAGACGACAGACCUGGUGACCGGACACCAGACGACAGACCUCGUGACCGGAGGUCACGAGCAGCUGCAGGAUAUCCCAGAUGAGAGCCCUGGCGCCCAGCAGCUGCAGGAUAUCCCAGAUGAGAGCCCUGGCGGCCAGCAGCUGCAGGAUAUCCCAGAUGAGAGCCCUUGUGGCCAGCAGCUGCAGGAUAUCCCAGAUGAGAGCCCUGGCGCCCAGCAGCUGCAGGAUAUCCCAGAUGAGAGCCCUGGCGCCCAGCAGCUGCAGGAUAUCCCAGAUGAGAGCCCUGGCGCCCAGCAGCUGCUGGAUAUCCCAGAUGAGAGCCCUGGCGGCCAGCAGCUGCUGGAUAUCCCAGAUGAGAGCCCUGGCGCCCAGCAGCUGCUGGAUAUCCCAGAUGAGAGCCCUGGCGCCCAGCAGCUGCUGGAUAUCCCAGAUGAGAGCCCUGGCGGCCAGCAGCUGCUGGAUAUCCCAGAUGAGAGCCCUGGCGCCCAGCAGCUGCUGGAUAUCCCAGAUGAGAGCCCUGGCGCCCAGCAGCUGCUGGAUAUCCCAGAUGAGAGCCCUGGCGGCCAGCAGCUGCUGGAUAUCCCAGAUGAGAGCCCUGGCGGCCAGCAGCUGCUGGAUAUCCCAGAUGAGAGCCCUGGCGCCCAGCAGCUGCUGGAUAUCCCAGAUGAGAGCCCUGGCGCCCAGCAGCUGCUGGAUAUCCCAGAUGAGAGCCCUGGCGGCCAGCAGCUGCAGGAUAUCCCAGAUGAGAGCCCUGGCGGCCAGCAGCUGCAGGAUAUCCCAGAUGAGAGCCCUGGCGCCCAGCAGCUGCAGGAUAUCCCAGAUGAGAGCCCUGGCGCCCAGCAGCUGCAGGAUAUCCCAGAUAAGAGCCCUGGCGGCCAGCAGCUGCUGGAUAUCCCAGAUGAGAGCCCUGGCGGCCAGCAGCUGCUGGAUAUCCCAGAUGAGAGCCCUGGCGGCCAGCAGCUGCUGGAUAUCCCAGAUGAGAGCCCUGGCGGCCAGCAGCUGCAGGAUAUCCCAGAUGAGAGCCCUGGCGGCCAGCAGCUGCAGGAUAUCCCAGAUGAGAGCCCUGGCGGCCAGCAGCUGCUGGAUAUCCCAGAUGAGAGCCCUGGCGGCCAGCAGCUGCUGGAUAUCCCAGAUGAGAGCCCUGGCGGCCAGCAACUGCUGGAUAUCCCAGAUGAGAGCCCUGGCGGCCAGCAGCUGCAGGAUAUCCCAGAUGAGAGCCCUCGCGGCCAGCAGCUGCAGGAUAUCCCAGAUGAGAGCCCUGGCGCCCAGCAGCUGCUGGAUAUCCCAGAUGAGAGCCCUGGCGGCCAGCAGCUGCAGGAUAUCCCAGAUGAGAGCCCUGGCGGCCAGCAGCUGCAGGAUAUCCCAGAUGAGAGCCCUGGCGGCCAGCAGCUGCAGGAUAUCCCAGAUGAGAGCCCUGGCGGCCAGCAGCUGCUGGAUAUCCCAGAUGAGAGCCCUGGCGGCCAGCAGCUGCAGGAUAUCCCAGAUGAGAGCCCUCGCGGCCAGCAGCUGCUGGAUAUCCCAGAUGAGAGCCCUGGCGGCCAGCAGCUGCUGGAUAUCCCAGAUGAGAGCCCUGGCGGCCAGCAGCUGCAGGAUAUCCCAGAUGAGAGCCAUUGUGGCCAGCAGCUGCAGGAUAUCCCAGAUGAGAGCCCUGGCGCCCAGCAGCUGCAGGAUAUCCCAGAUGAGAGCCCUGGCGCCCAGCAGCUGCAGGAUAUCCCAGAUGAGAGCCCUGGCGGCCAGCAGCUGCUGGAUAUCCCAGAUGAGAGCCCUGGCGGCCAGCAGCUGCAGGAUAUCCCAGAUGAGAGCCCUUGUGGCCAGCAGCUGCAGGAUAUCCCAGAUGAGAGCCCUGGCGCCCAGCAGCUGGUAUAAUAGUGUCCUUCUCACUGAAGGACACGAAACACAAACCAAAGGUUAAUGGUAGAGUUUAAAUAAUAUAGUGACAGUGCGUAAUAUUUUUGUGAAAACCUUUUUGGAAUAAUAUAAGAACAAAUCCACAAGGGCCGUGACGAGGAUUCGAACCUACAUCUGAGGUUUGAUUAAGGCAGCGUCUAGGAUGCUCUGGGUCGUAGGUUCGAAUCCUCAUCACGGCCCUUGUGGAUUUGUUCAUUUGAUGCAUCACGCAAUUGUGAUUUCUGUGUGUAAUAAUAUAAGAUUCUUUCCUGGAAUAAAUAUAUUAUAAGACUGUGUAACUAGAUAUAAUAUAGGAGUGAUUCUGAGCUUUCUAGAUGCACUUAAGUAGGAAAUCUUACAAUAAUAUUCAUGCAAUAAAGCGCCGUCUCCAGGACCUGGCGUCUGUGUGUUUCCAGAGGCUAAAGUUCGUAUUACUUAGUGGGUCUUUGUCUGUGCUUCAGUGCUCUCCAGGUAUUACUUAGUGGGUCUUUGUCUGUGCUUCAGUGCUCUCCAGGUAUUACUUAGUGGGUCUUUGUCUGUGCUUCAGUGCUCUCCAGGUAUUACUUAGUGGGUCUUUGUCUGUGCUUCAGUGCUCUCCAGGUAUUUAUAUUAUGCCAUCAUAUAUUUCCUUUUACUAAUUUGGGUAAAAGUGUAUUAAAUAUAAGCAGGACAUAUCUAUAGUUGAAGGAUUAUGUAUAGAUACAAGAAUUUUGUUCUGUAUUGUUAGUCAUUCUCUUGUACAAAUGUCCUGUUGUUUAUACAGAUCAAAUAAUAUUCAGUUCAUAAAAUAUACAAAUAAAGCAUUUGCAGUAAUAUAAGGCAGCUUAUAUCAGAGAAUACCGACAGUCUGGUGAUAAGGCUCGGCAAUAAUAUGUUGGAGAUAAGCAACAAGACAAGCUGCUGGUGGGGAAGAGUCCAGUACUAACACUGACUCAGGCGCAGGGAACACGUCUUCACCUAGCAGUAGGCGGAGGUAAAGUUCCUACAGGUCUCUACAUCUCUCUACCUUUACCUGUAGUCUCUACAGGUAAAGGUGUGAAGGACGGGGAGACAAAGACAACUGCAAAGUUUAACUAAUGAGAGUGUAAAGGUUAUACCCUAGCUCCUAAUAGCCCAUAUUAAGAACACCAGCCACAGAGAGUGGGAGCUACUCUAUAAUAGUAGCAAUAUGAGCUCUUGCUCGCAACAGUAAACCUGAGAGUUCCGGGACUUUAAAAGCUGGAAUAUUUGAUCGUACAGUGUACACACAUCACAGAUGUAGUGUACCGUGUACACACAUCACAGAUGUAGUGUACAGUGUACACACAUCACAGAUGUAGUGUACAGUGUACACACAUCACAGGUGUAGUGUACAGUGUACACACAUCACAGAUGUAGUGUGGCUUAACAACUUGACCCAAGUUCGUGUUGGUAAGUUUGGAAAAGUUGUUUAACAAAUUAUAUAAAGCGGUAAUUAUUACUGGUGCCACGUGCUCUGAAGGAGUGAGGUCACCAAGCAAGCAGGUCAGUGUCUUUAGAAAUUUAUUGUGAUGUGGAGGUGACAGACAGCAGUACUGACUUAAGAUGAGGUGAGAAUGAUGUGGAGGUGACAGACAGCAGUACUGACUUAAGAUGAGGUGAGAAUGAUGUGGAGGUGACAGACAGCAGUACUGACUUAAGGUGAGGUGAGAAUGAUGUGGAGGUGACAGACAGCAGUACUGACUUAAGGUGAGGUGAGAAUGAUGUGGAGGUGACAGACAGCAGUACUGACUUAAGAUGAGGUGAGAAUGAUGUGGAGGUGACAGACAGCAGUACUGACUUAAGAUGAGGUGAGAAUUAAUCUUCAGUCCUGCAGCAUCUGGUCCAGCAAAUUGCGAACUUGUGCAUGUACUGAACAACUAAAGUUGUUUAUCUGUAAUUCUGUUUUUCAUCAACUGUUAUGUGUUUGUACUUGUGUUGACAACAAAGAACAUGUUAUGUGUACAAAAAACACAUUGCAUGGACGAUUGAUUGAUGAAUAUUAAGCCACACAAGAGGUGGCACGGGCAUGCAUAGAGAUAUAUAUACAAGAGUUGUUACAUU